AUGGUCGAAAUUCUGAUUCCUGAUGAAAAGCUAACCUUUAAAGCAUUGAAGAUCGCAGGCGACUUCACAGCUUGGAAAAUCCAACCAAUGGUGCUGGUCUCAAAGGAUGAAUCCGUAGAACACAUUCCUUCAUGGAGAUUUGUUAUUACUGACGAUAUGAUUAAGGACUAUUGCACCGAGGAAUCUUCUAAUGAGACAAUGAUUCAUUUCAAAUUCAUUGAUGAUGGCGACAAUUGGUUUACUUCUGAUAAUUUUGAUUUGAUUCCCGAUGAAAAUAAUAAUAUUAAUAAUGGUAUAUUGUUGCAGUUUGAGAAUGGAAAAUUGAAAGAAGAAACAAAUAUUGAUAUUGACGAUACUCCAGAAUCGUCACUAAUAGAACCCGUUUUGCAGGAUCUCACUCCAGACCCAAGUUUGGAAAAUAUUGCAAUCGUUAAACAGACUAGUGAUGAUGGUGAUAAUGGCGUUGCUACCGGUGAUGAAGAUGAAGAUACUGCAAUGGAUACCAUAAAUGAAGAACAACCAGUACCUCUUGUUAUACCACAGACACCAAUUAAGUCUGGUCGAGGAUCUCCAGUUGGUGACGAAACGGUAUUCUUUUCUCCAGGUAUGAAUAUCCCAAAGGGGCUAGAUGUCACGGAGGAUGAAGAUGAAGCUGAAACUCCUGCUGCAGAAAGAGCAAUGGUUGAAAAAUUGAAAGAAGAUGAAAUUAAUAACCUAAUGAAUAAAGAAGUACGUGAGACAAAGGAUCCUGAAGCUUAUAAGGGCAUGCUACAAAGAUUGAUUGAUUUUAUUUCUGCCUUUUUUGGCUCAUGGUUUCAUUUUUUCACUGGAGGUAAUAAGGACUAG
Molecule: messenger RNA, 846 nt
Organism: Maudiozyma barnettii
Lineage: Eukaryota; Fungi; Ascomycota; Saccharomycetes; Saccharomycetales; Saccharomycetaceae
Gene: UIP4
Product: Uip4p
Exons: 1
Coding region: 1-846 (281 amino acids)
Source: RefSeq, a predicted model, not a curated record